GCAAUCCGGGUCACAAGCCGGUAAAGUCCGGGUGAGGUACAGCGGCGACAUGUAGACGAGGCGGCAGCCCAGCAGCGCGGCAUGGCGCUCGCAUGCAUGGCGCUGCUGGCCGCGCUGGCCGCCGCUGCCGGGCCACCGCCGUCGACGCGCGCCCCCGACGCGUUGGAGCUGGCCGAGGUGGCGGAGGUGCCGGCGUGGCGCGAGCUGUGGUACGGCUCGCUGGAGGCGCUGCACCGGGAGCCCAGCAUCAACAACACGCAGGAGGAUGUGGUCGUGCAGCUCGGUGCGGUCGCUUUCCUGCACUGUCCUGUGCGCAACCUGGGCGAGCGCGGCGUGUCCUGGGUGCGUCGCCGCGACUGGCACAUCAUCAGCUCCGGGAUGCUCAUGUACACUAACGACGAACGCUUCCAGGUGCUGCACAGUGAGGGUUCCGACGACUGGAUCCUUCAGAUAAAGUACGUGCAGAAAAGAGAUAAUGGCACCUAUGAGUGCCAGGUGUCGACGGGCGGCGGCACGCUGUCGCGGCUGGUACACUUGCACAUUGCGGUGCCGGAGGCUUUCAUCCUUGGCGCCGACGAGCACCACGUGGACGCUGGCUCCACCAUCAACUUGGUUUGCAUCAUCGAGAAGGCGCUGUACUGCAGCUCGUCUGGUUGUAUGCGACAGAGCCCGGUGCCGCCGCAGUACGUCUUCUGGUACCACAACGCGCGCAUGAUCAACUACGACGCGGCGCGCGGCGUCACCGUGCUCACGGAGCCGGGGCCCAAGACGCAGUCGGCGCUGGCCAUCCGCUCGGCGGGCCCGCAGCACUCCGGCAACUACACGUGCUGCGCCGCCAACACCGAGCCCGCGCACAUCUUCGUCUACGUGACGCAAGGCAGUGAGUACCUGCUGGCCUCCGCCGGCCCCGGCAGGCAGUCCGUGACGCGCGGCGUGUUGCAGGCGACACCAUGGCGGCCACGCUGA
This is a messenger RNA of Spodoptera exigua (beet armyworm), 966 nucleotides long. Lineage: Eukaryota; Metazoa; Arthropoda; Insecta; Lepidoptera; Noctuidae. The record is from the annotation of a GenBank genome assembly.